Drosophila bipectinata is the source of this 1016-nucleotide messenger RNA. Its product is annotated as inactive hydroxysteroid dehydrogenase-like protein 1. NCBI's taxonomy places the organism in Eukaryota, Metazoa, Arthropoda, Insecta, Diptera, Drosophilidae. Gene Ontology annotation, cellular component: endoplasmic reticulum. Gene Ontology annotation, molecular function: oxidoreductase activity. The record is from RefSeq and is a predicted model, not a curated record.
AGUUCCAUGUUUGCAGUCGAUCGCAGUCUGUCAAUCGCAAAGCACACUCCGUCUGGGCUCUUAAAAAAGUGUUUUUUCUAUUAAUUAUUAAAAAAUGGGCUUAUCAGCAUUUCUAGCCUACAUCGGUCUCUAUGCCCUGGCUGUUUAUCUCUACGAACAUUUGAAAACGCCAAUCAGAUUACUAAAAAUUCGUUAUUAUGACGAUGCAAAAUUGAGACUUACUAUCAAAGAACGUUAUGGAAAUUGGGCAGCGAUUACUGGAGCCAGCGAUGGUAUUGGCAAGGAGUACGCCAAAGAAUUAGCCCGCCAGGGCAUUAAUGUCGUCCUGAUUGCCAGGAAUGAGGAGAAACUUAAGGCGGUGGUUAAGGAGAUUGAGGUCGAGUCUAAGGUGCAAACUAAAAUUGUUGUUGCCGAUUUCACCAAGGGGUCUCAGGUCUAUGAACAUAUUGAAAAGGAACUGGCCAAUGUUCCUAUUUCCAUUUUAGUAAACAACGUUGGUGCCGGAAAGCCACUCCCGAUCUUAAAAUGGACCCAGGAGGAAACUCAGGACAUAAUCAACACAAAUGUAGUGGCCGUGUCCCAGCUGUCCCGGAUCUUCUUGAAACGGAUGAAGGAGGCUGGCAUUAAAGGAGCUAUCGUGAAUGUUAGUUCAGGAACGGAAUUGCAGCCCGUGCCUUAUGCGGCAUAUUAUGCUGCCUCGAAGGCCUACACCCGAAGCUUAACCCUGGCACUGAAAUACGAAGCCAAGCCCUUUGGAAUCCAUGUGCAGUUGUUGUCUCCGAAUUUCGUGGUGACCAAAAUCAAUUCCUACUCUAAGAAGAUUAUGAAGGGAGGACUGUUUAUCCCUUCAGCGGAGGUAUAUGCCAAAAGUUCAGUAAAUCAGUUAAGAGAUGGAGUCGACGAAACUGCUGGCUAUAUCUGGCAUCAGAUUCAAAAUGCCUUUUUCACUCUUUUCACCUCGCGAAUGAGGACUUUCCUUUCCAUCAAAUUAAAAAUAAGAUAAAUCAGUGACUGAA